Molecule: messenger RNA, 3698 nt
Organism: Clupea harengus (Atlantic herring)
Lineage: Eukaryota; Metazoa; Chordata; Actinopteri; Clupeiformes; Clupeidae
Product: sodium- and chloride-dependent creatine transporter 1
Biological process (GO): amino acid transport; sodium ion transmembrane transport; nitrogen compound transport
Cellular component (GO): plasma membrane
Molecular function (GO): gamma-aminobutyric acid:sodium:chloride symporter activity
Source: RefSeq, a predicted model, not a curated record
UUAAAAUGUAUGUAGUGGGGCUUAAAACUCACAAAAUACAAAGCUUUGUUGAGUGAUUUCUCUCUAUCACGAUUUACUGCAACCUCGUUUUGAAAUAAGAAGGUUGGGUCUUUAGUACAAUUGUAUGUUCACACGUACGCCUUAAAAUUAAAUUAAAUCUGGAAUGCAAAUAACCUGUCGCAAGGUAACAGCUGUGUCCACGGUCUUCUGGCCAGCCAUAAUGGAGCGCUGCCGGCUUUGGCCACAGGACAGAACAUGUGUUACUCAAGAGUCUGGAUGGCACACACGAACCAACAAGUGCGUCAUGUUCUGUUCAAUAAAAAUGAUAACAGCUCACUUUUAAAUAUUCGACCGAUGGGGAAGAAAGAUUGCAGUGGUCUAAGGAGUUUUCUAAGUCCAGGAUGCGUCCUACACCAGCCGUGUAUCCUUUUAGACUGUGCGGUGGAACGCUCUUUGAUUAGCCAAUCACAAAGCUAGAACUUGCGCAAGUAGGGGGGCGCUACAGCCCUCUAGCCGACGUUAUGUGAGGCUCACAUUCCCACCGAUGAAGCGAGACCGUUGCGACGUGCAUCACGUCCAUCUCUCAGACACUUGAUUAAUCAACAAAAACCGCGGACGCCUCAAGACUUACUAUCAUUUUCCUUUAACCUUCAUCCAUGCGAUUCUUCAGGCUUACCUUCAAGUGCUUUGUGGACUGCUUCUGAGUCCCAUAUUUCCAACGUCUGUCUGCGACGCACUGAAAAUAUCCCAUAUUGGAUUGUAACCAUAUUCUGAAAUAUCGCCGACGAUCCAUUUAUAGCCUAUCCAAAGACGAGAAUUACAACCAAGAGAAAACAUUAGCCAACCUAAAACUGAAGAACUGAAAAACGCGUCAGUUUCUGAGGCGCUAACAACCAUUCCAUCUAUUCACUAAAUCAUUGGACUAAGCGUUAGCCCUGCGCUAUUUAAUCAGAGCAGCAUGUCGCCUGAAGUGGGGGAACAAAUACCAAGAGAUGCUGGGUUUUCCAAGGUAGAGGGAAUGGAGAUGGGUGGCGAUGAGGAGGAGGAGGGGGAACUCAGCCACCCGCUGGUCACUGGGCCGCGCUCGUGUCCCAGCAACGUGUGUGAGCUCGGUCCGGGGACGGCGGCGGUGCCAAUGGCCGUCCACCCCAUGUGUGUGUGCGGAGGGGUUGGUGGUGGCGGCGGCGUGUGCGUCUGCGAGGCGGGAGGCGGCGCUCUGGAUCACACGGACCGCGAGACGUGGAGCAGGCAGAUGGACUUCAUCAUGUCCUGCGUGGGAUUCGCAGUGGGCCUCGGCAACGUCUGGAGGUUCCCUUACCUCUGCUACAAGAACGGAGGAGGUGUGUUCCUGAUCCCGUACGCUCUGAUGGUGGUCUUCGGGGGGCUUCCUGUGUUCUUCCUGGAGAUCGCCCUGGGCCAGUUCAUGAAGCAGGGAGGCGUCUCGGCCUGGAACAUCGCCCCUCUCUUUAAAGGGCUGGGAUUGGCCUCCAUGGUGAUUGUGUUCUUCUGCAACACCUACUACAUCAUGAUCCUAGUGUGGGGUCUCUACUUCCUGGUGCACUCCUUCACCUCCCCGCUGCCCUGGGCCUCGUGUGGCCACCCCUGGAACACGCCCAACUGCACACAGGACUUCCGCCGGGCCUGCUCCAAUCACACGCUGGCCUUGCUGAACUCCUCCUCCUCCUCCUCCUCCUCCUCCUCCUCCUCCUCCUCCUCCUCAUCCUCCUCCUCCUCCUCCUCUUCCACCUCCUCGUCCAAUAUCUCCGCUCUGGUGCUCGGGAAUGGGAGCUGUGUGGAGAUGGAGGGCAUGGUUUCACCCGUCAUGGAAUUCUGGGAGCGGAAUGUGCUGCGUCUGUCGAGUGGGCUGGACGACGUGGGCGACAUGAGUGGUCACAUGGUGCUAUGUCUGAUUGCCACGUGGGUCAUCGUCUACUUCUGUAUCUGGAAGGGGGUGAAAUCCACCGGCAAGGUGGUUUAUUUCACUGCACUGUUUCCAUACCUGGUGCUAGUAGUCUUGUUUGUCCAUGGUGUGUCUCUGCCUGGAGCUAUGGAUGGGAUCGUGUACUACCUGAAACCAGACUGGAGUAAACUCACCGAAGCACAGGUAUGGAUUGAUGCUGGAACCCAAAUCUUCUUCUCGUAUGCUAUUGGUCUUGGGGCCCUCACAGCUUUGGGCAGCUACAAUCGCUUCAACAACAACUGCUACCAGGAUGCCUUUGUCCUCGCUCUCAUCAACAGUGGGACCAGCUUCUUUGCUGGCUUCGUGGUGUUCUCUGUGCUUGGCUUCAUGGCUGCGGAGCAGGGGGUGGACAUCAGCCGCGUGGCCGAGAGCGGUCCUGGCCUGGCGUUUAUUGCCUAUCCCAAAGCUGUCACUCUGAUGCCGCUGGCUCCGCUGUGGGCCGUGCUCUUCUUCUUCAUGCUGCUGGUGCUGGGGCUGGACAGCCAGUUUGUUGGGGUGGAGGGCUUCAUCACCGGCCUGAUGGACAUGCUGCCUCGCAAGUCAAUGCUGGGCCGCCUGCGGCGCGAGGUCAUCGUGGCGAUAUGCUGCACGGUCUGCUUCAUCAUCGACCUCUCCAUGGUGACGCAGGGAGGGAUGUAUGUGUUCCAGUUGUUUGACUACUACUCAGCCAGUGGGAUGACUCUGCUGUGGCAGGCUUUCUGGGAGUGUGUGGUGGUGGCCUGGGUCUACGGAGCUGACCGUUUCAUGGAUGACGUGGCUCGGAUGAUUGGCUAUCACCCUCUGCCUUACAUGAAGUGGUGCUGGUCGUACUUCACGCCCUUAGUCUGCAUGGGGGUCUUCCUGUUCCACGUGGUGAACUACAAGCGCCUGGUGUAUAACGGGGUGUAUGUGUACCCUUGGUGGGGGGAGGCCAUAGGCUGGGCUCUGGCUCUCUCCUCUAUGCUUUGCAUUCCCCUCACCGUCAUCUAUAAACUGCUGCACUGCAAAGGCUCUCUGCCAGAGCGUUGGCAACACUUGACCACACCCAUCUGGGGACGCCACCACCUGGAGUUCCUUCCACCUGAAACAGAGACCAAACUACUGCCCAACUCUGAGCAGGGCAAAAACACCCUCCUGUACGAGACCGUCAUCUAACACACACACACACACACACACAAGUCUACACUCCCAUCCUGAGGUCUCUAAGAGUGCCACACACACACUCUAGACUUAGGCUUAAGUGAGAAUAUGUCCAGCAUCCAACCACGAGCACACACACACAAACACACACACACACACACACACACACUCAGACAUAAGCAUAUCCCGUCUUAUUGCCACUUAUCUGUUGGCCAUCCACAGCAUCAUAAAUAUCCAUCCCUAAGGGGUCAGACUGUAUCUUCUCUCUGUCUCCGUAUUGCAUCAGUAUUACUCUUCCUCCUUCUCUCUCUCUACUCUCUACACUGCCGUCCAAAAAGACAUUAGAAACAAAACGGUGACAAUUCCAUUUUUUCUCCUUUUAUGCAGCCGAAAAAAAAAAAGUAUACAGCAGUCAAAACAGUAACCAAGCCCUGCCAUGCCCAGUAGCAGGUUGGUUUCUGUUUGUUUUCCAGUAACUCUUGUGUGUGUGUGCGGUGUGUGUCCAGUGUUUUGUGUGUCCGUAUCAGUAUUGAUCCCGUGUGGGCCCAUGUGUUGUGAUCAGUCUGGGAAGGAGGAGGCAGGCUGAGGAAUAAAAAAAAACAUUAAAUAAUUUAAUGGA